Molecule: messenger RNA, 2206 nt
Organism: Ciona intestinalis (vase tunicate)
Lineage: Eukaryota; Metazoa; Chordata; Ascidiacea; Phlebobranchia; Cionidae
Source: RefSeq, a predicted model, not a curated record
UUAUCGUCCUGUGCCAUUAUUAUGUUCCGUCAACUAAUAUAUGUAGUGGUGUAAACAGCAUUAUGAGAAAGAAAAAUAGUGCAAGAAAGCGAGAAUGCAGCGAAAUAUAUUAUCCAGGACUUUGUUGGCGAACAGUACAGAUGACUGUAUUAGUGUGGCUGGUGUGCAACUUAUUUUACGCAGUUUAUAUUUUACGAUCCCAGAAAAACAAACCUUGCAAAUGCACAAAUACAUUAAAACUAAAAUGGAAUCUUUAACUAAAAUGGAAUCUUUUAAAACAUAGAAAGCAGCGACAAGCACCAGUUACCAAGUUAGACGUAGAAAGAACAAAGCUUACUAUGGAGCUGAAAAGAGAUGUUGAGCUUUGGUGGAAAACAAUCAAAGCAGAGUUACUUGAGUUUAAAAAAUCCUCUCGCAAAGGAAAGACACACAAAUUUAAAAGACGAAAGCUACGGGAACAAUACAUGGCACUGGAAAUCAAAAUGGAAAACGUCGCAAGCUUUGAUGAGGAAUGGCAAAAACAACUUUCAAAUAAAACUGCGAAAAAUGUAGAGAAAACGAUCGACAGAUUGCAGAAUCCAAAACGAUGUGACCAGUAUGGUCAGCUUUAUGUUAAAGUGGCAGAAUGUGGUUUUGGAUGCAUAAUGCACGAUCUUACCAACAAGUUGAAUAUUGCCACUUCGUAUAACAAAACAAUGAUUUUGCAAACCUCAACGUCUAUCUACACGAGAUCACAAAUCAUGAGCGACAUCUUGGAACCGAUCAGCAAAAAAUGCCAAGUUCCUAUUAAAGGAAAAUGGGUUGAACCUUAUAAGUUUUCGGAUUUAACAAAAAACAAAUUGUGUUUUAUUAAACGUCAAAUAUCGGGUCGUGCCUACGCGUUCCGGUAUCCCGUAUUCACUGACGAGAUGUGGGGCAACGUUGAAGCGUUUCACUCAGACCCAAUGGGCUGGUGGAUUUCGCAAAUGCUCAAAUCCUUGUUUAAACCGAAACCAAAGUUACAAGAAAGGAUGGAUUAUUACGCGGAAAAUGUUGACUUCUCAUCACCAAUCGUGGGUGUGCAUGUAAGACGUACCGAUAAAUUAACGGACGAUCGAGAGUUCGCUGUGUUUCGACCAUUGUCCGAAUUCAUGAAACACGUUGAGGAAUGGUACGACAAAUAUGAUCUUCGUCAAGCAGGACUUGGCAACAAUCUUAAAGUCGAACAAAGAGUUUAUUUGGCUUCUGAUGACCUGGCUGUAUGGGAUGAAGCGAAAAUCUUCGACAAAUACACCUUCUUUGGCAACAAGGAAUUCACGGAGCGAGCAAGUGAAAUUAAAACAAGGGACACGAAAUCUGGGUUAGAGGAUAUUAUCAUUGAAGCAACUCUGCUUUCCAAAUGUAACUUCUUUGUUGGAACUCUCUCUUCAGAGAUUGGACAACUGGCAAUUGAAAUGAAGCAGUCAACACAACUGCAAGAUGUGUUUUACGACGUAAGGUCUCUGGAAUAUGAAUAUGGACUUAUUGAGGGCCCAAAGAAACUACAACUAGUCGUAUACAACAGCACUAAACCGUUAAGACACGAUGAAAUCGUAUUGCUCUGUGGUGAUCUAAUGAUCUUGGAUAGAAAAAACUUUAACGGUUACUACUAUGGGACAAAUGUCAUGACCGGAAAAAAGGGUUUUACAAAACUCACUUAGUUCAAAACUUGCCGGCAUUAUUGGAUAUGCCGAAUGCUGCGCUUAUGGUGAUGCUGGUGCAGAUUUAUGGAGAAAACAUAGCGUGGUUAACUGAUUUCAUUAUGAAAGAAAAAUGAUUCGAAACUGAGGUACGCAACUGAUAAUUUCAACGUAUGCCACAAGUCUAAAGUUGGAUGGAGACUGAGUACUAUGAUAGUUUAUUGAAAUGUGCCAGCAUUUGAAAAAAGUCUUGUGUUUAUAUCACGAAGGUGGAAAAACUAAAAUGAGUUUGUGUCUCGUACAUUUCUCGUUUAUUGAAACAGUUAUUGCAAUGCACAAAAAAAUAAAUAUAUGUAAAAAAAUAAACUUUGCAAAGAUUGUCUCAACAUAAUGUAGAGGUAAAUAUCAGUAAAGGAAUCUUUUGCACAGUAAAGUAGAGUGGGGGAAGAUGGGACACUUAAGCACACAUUGUCAUAUAUUUCCAAAUUUAAACUACAUGGCGCUUUUUGGGUGAUACACCAUGAGUUAAUACUAUCAUUUCUUUAUUA